ACACUUCGAGGCUUCAAGGCGACAAAUAUAAACACUGCCAACUGCGACCGACGGGGUGUAGGUGGACGUUGCGAACAAAUAACAGAGAGGCGGGGGUUGUUGCCUAAUUUUUUCCUUCGAGAGGCAUUCAUCUGCGACGACAAACGACUCCAAACUCGGUGCCAUCAGGUCUAUCGGUUCCUCCAACUCGACUGGCCCCUUCAGGCCUAUCCAGAAGUCAAGAAGAGCAAUAAAAAAAUGGUGAGGAGCUACUGCAAGGGCCUCUCCGACAAGGAGGUGAGGGCCUCCGAAGCGACGUACGGGACGAACGCACUGCCGCCCACGAGGAUUGAGUCAUUUUGGAAAAAGCUUGGUGACAAUUUUGACGACCCGUUGAUCAAGAUUUUGCUGUUGGCGCUGGGCGUGACGAUGUUGUUGGCGUACGCCGGCCACACGCAGUGGCUGGAGAGCUUUGGGAUAGCGUUUGCGGUAUUUUUGGCUACUUUUGUGUCUACGUACAGCGAAUACAAGAAUGAGUCGAGUUUUCAGAGGCUCCAAGAGGAGGCGAGUCGGUUUCGAAGCAAGGUGUUUCGGAACGACUGCCUGGCGAGUAUUUCGAUAUCCAACAUCGUGAAGGGUGAUUAUAUUUUGAUUCAGGCGGGAGACAAGAUCCCAGUGGAUGGCAGAGUGGUGGAGGGCUGCCUGUGUGUGUGCCAACAGUCCUUGACAGGCGAGCCGUGCCCGGUGAUAAAGGAGGUGGCACCGGAGGGGUACAAGUGCCAGAAUCCCCAGUUCACGGACAAGUACAUGGUUUUUCGAGAGAGCGUGGUGAACGAUGGCGAAGCGGUUAUCGUCGCUGACUACGUGGGCGUGGAGACGCAGUACGGACGUCUGGCGAAGGAGUUGUCGACAACGGACGAGAGAGAGUCGCCGUUGCAAGUGAAGCUGGUUCGAUUGGCGGAAAACAUCAGCACGAUUGGAUACGUUGGGGCGGUGUUGAUCGCGUGCUCCUUUUUGUUCAAGCAGAUACUGAUGGACCAGCAAUACGACAUGGCAAACGUGUAUGAGUAUCUGCGGAACUGGAAGGGCGUUUUGGGCGAUUGUGUGACGGCGCUGAUUCUGUCAAUCAUCAUUGUUGUGGUGGCGGUGCCGGAAGGUCUGCCGAUGAUGAUCGCGAUCGUUUUGUCCUUGAACAUGAGGAAGCUGCUGAAGUCGAAGGUACUGGUGAGAAAGUUGUUGGGGAUCGAAGCCGCGGGAUCGCUGAACGUAUUGUUCGUGGACAAGACGGGCACGCUGACGGAGGGGAAGUUGGAGGCAAACCUGUUCGUGACAGGGAGUUUGGAAACCUACGAGGCGCUGAAAAAAGUGCCCGAAGCGCUGCGAAAGGUGGUCGACUUCGCGAUUCGGUACUCGACCUCCGCCCGCAUGGGGAGGGACGGUGAACUGAUAGGAGGAAACGCGACAGACAGGGCUUUUUUGGGCUUCAUCAGAGGGUCAAAUGAAACCAUUCCAAGCCAGUGUUUGGAGCAUGGAAGAGAAAUACUGUUCAACAGUACGCACAAAUUUUCAUUGAAUGAGGUGAGGGUGAGAGCGACGGACACCGCUCUCCAGUACAGUCUGGGACCACUGAUAAAUGGAGGGAACUUGGUAGAAGGAAAACUUGAAAUGUCCUUGGUGAAGGGAGCGCCAGAGAUCAUCUUGCCGUCUUGCGCCUAUUACUACGCGGCAGACGGCGAAAUUCGCUCAUUGGAGUCCCACGAGGGAAUUCGAGACUAUGUGAGAAAGGUGUCCGCGAGGGGCGUGCGGGUCGUCGCGCUGGCCACUUCCGAGAAACGCCUCGGGGCGGACAUAAAGAUACCGGAACGCAUGGUCUUGGUCGGCUGCUUUGGCAUAUACGACGAAGUGCGUCCGGAAUCGAAGAACGCCAUUCGCAUGGUAAAGCAAGCAGGAAUUCAAGUGGUAAUGAUCACAGGAGACCUCGAGGAGACCGCCGUCUCUGUAGCGCAUCAGACGGGCCUACUUUCUCCUCACGGGUCCAGGUUUGGCUUCGAUAAGAGAAAAGUCGGUGAGCUGCUCGAAGAAGACGAACCUAAAAACGCCAUCAUUAGCUCAAAAGACCUGGAAAAAAUGAGCGACGAACAGCUCAUGUCAUCUAUACAAGACCUGAGAGUCGUUUCUCGCGCCUUCCCCACCGACAAAAGCCGUUUGGUACGAGUAGCUCAACGCCUGAAUAUGGUCGUGGGUAUGACGGGUGACGGAGUGAACGACGCAUCCGCACUCAAAGCCUCGGAUGUAGGCUUCGCCAUGGGAUCCGGGACCGAGGUCGCCAAAGAAGCCUCUGAUAUCAUCAUCAUGGAUAACAACUUCUCUUCUAUCGCCAUGGCCAUUCUGUACGGGAGAACCAUCUUCAAGUCUAUCCGAAAAUUCAUCGUGUUUCAAUCGACGAUCAAUAUGGCGUCAACUCUUAUCGUCUUCCUCGGCCCAUUUCUGGGCAUAGACUUCCCCCUAACGCUCAUUCAACUCCUCUGGGUCAAUUUGGUCAUGGACACUCUCGCCGCAUUCGCGUUCGGCGGUGAACCUGCCCUAAACGCCUAUAUGUACGAAAAGCCUAUACAACGAGAUGAACCUAUUGUGUCUCCGCAAAUGUGGUCGUCGAUACUCCUAAAUGGCACGUUUAUCGCCGGUCUGUCUAUCUUCAUCCUUUCAACGCCGCAGAUAUCCAACCUCUUUGUCCGCGACUCAGUCCCCUCAUCCGCCGCCUUCCUCACCGCCUUCUUCUCCUUCUUCAUUUUCAUCAACGUCAUCAACGCACUCAACGUCCGUACCCCAACCAUCAGCCUCUUUGAUAACCUGUCUUCCAACACCAACUUCAUCCUUGUCAUCGGACUCAUUUUCUUCAUACAAAUACUCUUCACCUACAUCGGCGGCCAGCUCCUUCGUACCGUCCCUCUGACCAUCUACGAGUGGCUCCUUAUCCUAUUUGCCGCGCACACUAUCAUACCUUUUGAUAUCGCCCGAAAACUCCUCGUCCCCACAUUCAAACAAAAACCAUUCUCCAGUCGCGAACGAUUCAUCUCACUCGACGAAUCGAAACUUGUCAAAGUUCUUGGCGAAGCUCCCUGUCUAGACGAUCCGGAAAUUCGCCAUUACGAUAAAAAAACCAAAUAAAAAAAGCCCUUUUAAAAUCAAA
Molecule: messenger RNA, 3169 nt
Organism: Schistocerca gregaria
Lineage: Eukaryota; Metazoa; Arthropoda; Insecta; Orthoptera; Acrididae
Exons: 3
Coding region: 238-3147 (969 amino acids)
Cellular component (GO): membrane; intracellular membrane-bounded organelle
Molecular function (GO): ATP hydrolysis activity; P-type calcium transporter activity; ATP binding
Source: RefSeq, a predicted model, not a curated record